Suillus fuscotomentosus is the source of this 498-nucleotide messenger RNA. Its product is annotated as VTC domain-containing protein. Lineage: Eukaryota; Fungi; Basidiomycota; Agaricomycetes; Boletales; Suillaceae. Gene Ontology annotation, cellular component: fungal-type vacuole membrane; vacuolar transporter chaperone complex. The record is from RefSeq and is a predicted model, not a curated record. The annotation marks the transcript as partial. The transcript is spliced from 5 exons.
GCAGGCGGGAACCAAAGCACCUUUGUACAUCAGACGACAAAGUAUUGGGUGCAUCCAGAUAACCUGGUUCCACUAAAACUGGCCAUUUUACGACAUCUACCCGUUCUCGUCUUCAAUGCCAAAAAGGAAUUCGAACAGAAGGAUGCUGCCAUUACUUUGACAUACUUUGACAAUGAAGAUCUUGAACUUCACCUUGGUCGACUGGAGAAGACAGAGGGUGCUGAAGCUAUCCAUCUCCGGUGGUAUGGUGAUACAGAUGUGAAAAUGAUUUUCAUGGAGUGUCAGACCCACAGGGAAGACUGGACAGGUAAAAAGUCUGUCAAGGCACGUUUUCCGAUCAAAGAAAAUCUCAUGAACACUUUUCUGCGUGGAGAAUAUACCAUGGACACGGAGCUCCAGGCUCUAGUUGAGAAAGGCAAGAAGACACAAGCCGAAGUCAAUUCCAUGAUUCAGCUUGCAAGCGAAGUUCAGUAUCGUGUUCUUACGAAGCAGCUCCAA